GCUUUAAGAUGCGCCCUCCCCACAUCCGAGGAGCGGUCCAAUCCCCUCCUCUCCCAGUCACCUGAUUCCUCUACUGCCAUUUUACACACAACUUUGAGGACAGAAAUCCAAUCGGUCCAUCGGCAACCCUGAACAAAAAGAGCGUUUUAUAGCAGCAUCAGAGGGCAUUUCUACCAACAGGCCGACCUUAAGUGAUCCUGUGGAUCAGCGCGGCGAUCGGACAUCCUCCUCGGUAUAGACGAAGAGGCGAUACUGUGAAUCAAAACCAGGAUUUGAUAGUCCUCCUGGUUAAUACGGAGAUUUGGGAAAAAUCGGUCUACAACCCAGCAAAUGUCGCAUAGAGUUCAUGUGAAAUCCGACUGUAGUCGAGCGGACUCGAGGAGCCCGUCUAGUGUCUGCGGAGGGUUGUUGGUUGAAUUCUUUAGCGGCGCAUCCUCAGCGGCCAGCAUCCUCCUCUCUGUUCCAGGGAACAUUACCGCCUACUGUAGGCCUACUGUAGCAUUCAGACCCUGGAGGUCCACAAAUCCUACUGUACUGUAGCACCCGGACCCGGGAGGACCACACCGCUGCCUACUGUACUGUAGAAUCCGGAGGGGACUGGGGGGACAUCGCCGCCUACUGUAGGCCUGCUGUAGCAUCCGGACCCGGGGGGACAAGACUGUGCGGUGCGGGACACGGCGUCGGUUCUCCUCUCGGUCGGAUCGACUUUAUUAUCGGGUCAUUCCGAUGCUGCACGAGCGAAUCGGUGAAAAGACGGUUGCGCGGAUGUGAUCGCAGGCCUACAUCAUCCUACCCCCCCACCCCCCCCUGCUGUGGGAACUCGCAUCGGAUCGCGUUCACGUCAGUGUGUGGUGUUUCCUUUUCUUUUCUCCGUCUCCAUCCUCUCCUCCUCCAACAGACGGUCUGUGCAGAGGACCAGCGGCUCCCUCCACUCAGCUCAAGAUAUCUUGGAGGAUCCUAGGCUGCUUUCUUCUUCUUUCCCGGUGCUCUCCGUUCCUCUCCUUUCGCCCGGUGAGGGGACAUGUCGGGCCAGACUCUUACGGACCGGAUCGCCGCUGCGCAACACAGCAUGACCGGCUCGGCCAUCAGCAAGGCGGCCUGCAAGGCCACGACGCACGAAGUCAGCGGACCCAAGAAGAAACACCUGGACUACCUGAUCCAUUGCACCAAUGAGCUGAAUGUGAGUGUUCCCCACCUGGCCGACACGCUGCUGGAGCGCACGGCCAGCCACAGCUGGGUGGUGGUGUUCAAGGCCCUCAUCACCACCCACCACCUGAUGAUGUACGGCAACGAGAGAUUGAUCCAGUACCUUGCCUCCAGAAACACACUCUUCAACCUCAACAACUUUCUAGACAAGUCUGCACUACAAGGUUACGACAUGUCCACCUUCAUCAGGCGCUACAGCCGCUACCUGAACGAGAAGGCCAUGUCCUACCGGCUAGUGGCCGUGGACUUCACCAAGAUGAAGAGAGGGGCCGAUGGAGUCAUGCGGACCAUGACCACAGAGAAACUGAUCAAGACUCUACCAAUCAUUCAGAAUCAGUUGGAUGCACUAUUGGACUUUCAGCCAAACUCCAAUGAACUGACUAACGGAGUGAUCAACGCAGGGUUCAUGCUGCUCUUUAAAGACUCCAUACGGCUGUUUGCUGCCUACAACGAGGGGGUCAUAAACAUGCUUGAAAAAUACUUUGACAUGAAGAAGAACCAGUGCAAAGACGCCCUUGAGAUCUACAAGACCUUCCUCAACAGAAUGACACGGCUCUCAGAGUUCCUCAAAGUAGCAGAGCAAGUUGGGAUAGAUCAGGGCGACAGCCCCGAUCUCACACAGGCACCCAGCUCCCUCCUCGAGGCCCUUGAGCAGCACCUAGCCUCCCUGGAGGGCCGCAAGAUCAAAGAGCUGUCGGCGGCUAACAGCACUGGGAUCGCUCUCAGCCGCAUGGAUGACAAGACAGACGACAACAAACUGCAACAACACAAGGAGGGGCCAAAAGUGAUUGACAUUCAGACACCCAAUGUCUCUCCCAGCACCCAGUCUGUGGGCAGUGCUAACAGCAGUGGAGGAGCCAAUGAUCUCUUUGCCAACUCUCCCGUCGUACCCAUCAGCAACCACGUGCCAAACCUGACCAGUGAGUUGUUCAGCCUGCAGCCGAGCUUCACUCCCAUCCAGACCACACACACUGUGCCCAACAAUAACAAUGCCUGGGGAGGCAUGGUAACUUGGGUGCGGUCAGGUGACCUGCUAAAGUCAGCACCACCACCCCAAAUCCAUAGCCAAGGAGCCCUUUUGCAUUCUGGGAAGAUGCUACACAGUGAUCUGGACUCCUCCUUAGCCCACCUCGUCGGCAACCUGCAGUUCGGUGGAACUCCUGCCAAAAAGCCAGAGCUGCAGUGGAGUCAGCUGGUGGAGAAGAAGCCGAGCGGGGGCGGCUGGCAGUCUAAAGGCAUGUGCACCAGCACCAACUGGGCCCACGCCAUGCCCCCUGCACCCAUGGCGGUCCCUCAGAUGAAUGGCAUGAUCUACACUGGCUACGCCCCGGCUCCUGUGGCGUUCCCUAUGACAUCCCAAGUGCCUGUAUACGGGAUGCUCCCCCCCCAGAUGGGCCAUCAGAUGGGAGGCGUUCAGAUGAUGGCUCCCCAGCCUGUUAUGUACAACCAGCCCGUCCUGAGGCCAUCCAACCCCUUUGCACCUAUGCCGGGAACCCAGAUGCACUUCAUGUAGGAACGAUAAAGUAACCAUGGCAGCACAGCUAAGGCCGAACGAAGGACUGGAAGGAGGGUGGAGAGAAUGAGAACGCAUUAAGAACGAGAGAUGCAGUUGAAGAAAUUAAACUAACCAAUCCGGAACCAAAUCCAGCGCAGGGGGAAAGAUGCAAACUGGAGAGAAGGGAGGAAAGGCAUGGAAGAGAAACCACAGGCAGGUCGAGAUGAAACCAUGAGUCUUUAAACUCUUCUCCUGCCAUCUCCUCUCCUCUCUCCUUAUCGGCGAAAUAGCGAAGAGAGGCCCUCCUCAAUCUCCUUUAAUUCUGUUUGAUUUGCCAUUAGUGAAUGGCGCCGUUCUGUCUGUUGAUGAAUGCAAUGUUUAUGGCUUGCGAUGAUACAAGCGAGAGCCGCGGAUGAAGUGCAGAAGCCUCACUAUUCCUUUACCCUUGUCAGAAACAAACCCUUCUCAGUCUCAUGACUUUAGUCAUCCAUGAUGGACAUAUCUUUUCUCAGAUUGGGUCAUUUGCACGUACUUUCCUCGAGGCAAACUUUGCCAUGUGGUUAAUGUACCACUGUUGGUGAUUUGAUGCUUGUUGAUGAAAUCCCUCCGGUAUCCUGCUUUUGGGUCGUCUGUCAGAACCUCAUUCAUGACCUGAUGUCAGCGGUUACAACGGACAGACGUGUGAAAGACCUUUUUUAAUUUCUUUGUUUUAUUCCACUAUUUUAGUGUGCUGUGUCAUUGUAUUGCAACUUAAGUCUUUUACAAGUUUUAAAGUUUGUUUGUGAUUGCCAACGUCAAAUGACAAAAAUGUGAAUUGGAAUGACUUUCCUGUUUCUUGGAGUGUGGAUGACUACGGAGGAUUUGUAUGUAUCUUUUAGUUUGUUUCUUUUUGCAGUCCUGUGUCUAGAUGUCAGGUGCCUGAUGUACUUAUGUUACCAGGUACCGCCAUGUGUAACUGCACUGGAAUCACUGAUGAAAGCACUGAGCCAGACCCAGGAACCAUAUCUGGAUAUUAACAAAACCUCAUGAACUAACUUCACCUCAAAGCAGCAGUGAGAGCACUGUGCAUCUCAUGCUUCCGUCUUCAUCUACAGCUGUGCAACAUCACGCAAAGCCCACAACCAUCUUCUUCACUACGUCUCCGUUUAGGAAAUGUCUUCGUUGUAAUAGUAGUCUCGUACUUCUUUGUGAGUCUGUCAGGAUUCUGUACAGAAUGCCGUUUGUUUUAGUAAGCUUAACUCCUGCAAUUUUAUACCCUUACCCUUAUGGUAGCGAACGAUGCACUGAGCUAAGGGGAGGUGGUCCGAGGUUGGUAGGUUCUCAGUCUUGCCAAUCAGAAACAGUCUGAGACCUCCAGAUGUUCACUCCCACCGCCUAAUAUUACCAACUGCCCUGAGCAUCGUCCCCCCCCCCCCCCCCCCGUCCACAGAUAUUCUUAAACUUCAGAUGCCAGUUUAACAGUAACCUGGGCAUUAGACCCCUAUCCAUAUCAAUAGCAAUUGCUUGUAUGGGCAUAAGAUAAGGUCAACAGUCCGAAAUGAAGAAGCAAUCCAAGAACAUUUAAGAGAAAUGUCUGUCAUGUACAAACCCUAGUUAAAUCUAAUGUCCUUUGGAUCAAUUCAGACAGGUGGCAAAGCAACUAAGAAUUGCAUCUUAACACGACUUUGGGGGUUGAAUACGAGACAGACCUACAGACAGACGGUAUAUAAAAUAGCACAAACCUCCCAAGAGGGGGGACAACACUGCUGCACAAAAACUAAAAAUCAUAGCUGGGAUGUACAGUCGAAAGGGGCAAUAAUCGAUUUUGGAGUAAGUGGUUUUUCUAAUUGAUGGUGUCUGUUGUGUCUAUGUACUGUGUGUGUAUGUACACACCUUCCCACCGAGAUGAACAGGGUCAUGUUCCCAGGGCAAGACCUUCCCUGUGUACUCCCGUGUCUACAUGGGAAGAAGCCCAGUCCUGGUAAUGUACUCACUUAGCAAUGAGUGUCGUCCUGAGCAGUUUCUCAGUGUCCUACAUGUCCCUAGGGCCUGCUAUGAGACGGCUCUAGGACCAUGUUAGCUAGAAACAUCAAACAUCGGUCAUCAGAUAUGUUGAAAUGACGAGAGCAAAUCUCAAGUUCACUUCUCCAUCAUACAACUUGAACUGCACAUGUGGAUGAGCCUGGAGCAACAUCUCAAAGAAUUGAGAAUGUACCAAUUCGUAGGGAACUUUUUUUUCUUCUCCAUUUUAGUAAUUCUCGCUUGAACUGCUGGCUGUGUCUAAAACCCAAUGUUCCCAAGAAAGUGUAGUGAUGACAAAUACCAGCAGAGAGAUUGUCAUUUGAGAAACAUUGUCACCAAGUAGUAAGCAGUUGGCUUGACGAUAAUACAGCAUAGACUGGAGAUACCCAAACGAAUGGCCAUCAAUUCGGGAUUUGUCCUUUGGAAACUUGUGGUACUCCAUACGUCCGUGUUAAGAGUGGUCCGUCUUUCUUGUGAGCAACAUUGUGGAACUCUGGGCCACAAUGCAGCCCCGUCUCUCCUAGGCCAAUCUUUGACUGUUACCAAUUGUUUUGUCCUCUGUAUAUAGGUAACGCUCUUCAUGUGUUUUAGACGUUCUCUGUAAGUGACUGAAGCGCCAUUGGACAAUGUACUGUAUGUGGGACAAUUUAUUGCUGUAACUGUGUUUGGGUGGUUGUAACUUUGAAGGUGUCAUCAUCUGAGGGGAGGGGGGGGGCGGGGCGGGUUGAUGUUUGUGACGUUUUGUGUUCAUCUUGCAAAAGGAAGGGGGGCGGGGGGGUUGGGUUCAAAGAUCAACUCUUAUCACAACUGGUCUAAACCAAGAGUGUCUUCAUCAAGGAAGCGGACAGGACAGGGUCUGUCCUCUUCCAACCAGGAACAUUUUUUGCACCAAAGUCAUCAUCAAAGCGCAGCUUCUUCUUACUCCCAAGGUCAUAAGGACGAACUCCACAGAACUCAAAAGGAUUUGAUUUCCUUCUUUAUUUUUUACAUUUAUUUCAGAGAUGAGGAAAUGGUCUUUAUUUGCAUGAUUAAGUGUCGUCUUUUUAUUGGCUUGUGUGUCCGGUAAAAGCAUGACCAUUGUGAAUUCUCACUUACCGGUGUGUUUUUAAAAUGUUUAGGAAAUUUCUCCAUGAGAUUUUUUUUUUUUACUUACCUCUUUACAUGAACAUUCAUUGACAUUCAUAAUCAUCUGUUUUUAGAAGAUGUGGCACAAGUUAACUGAUUGAAGGGUGCCUAGCAUGCAGAUAUGCAACCUGUCCAUCACACCGUUGGAUCUUCAAACACGGUUUUCCUUGCCGCAUCUGCGUAAAAACACCCAGGAUGUCAACAGCAGCCAUCACUUAGCUAGCUAGACAUGCAGUCUUGUAAAACCGCUCUCAUUAUUAAAGCGUUGAUAUUUUCAAAA
This is a messenger RNA of Gadus macrocephalus (Pacific cod), 6107 nucleotides long. Its product is annotated as phosphatidylinositol-binding clathrin assembly protein-like. The transcript has 19 exons. The record is from RefSeq and is a predicted model, not a curated record. Gene Ontology annotation, molecular function: phosphatidylinositol-4,5-bisphosphate binding; 1-phosphatidylinositol binding; clathrin heavy chain binding. Gene Ontology annotation, cellular component: extrinsic component of presynaptic endocytic zone membrane; clathrin-coated pit; synaptic vesicle. Gene Ontology annotation, biological process: synaptic vesicle budding from presynaptic endocytic zone membrane; clathrin-dependent endocytosis; clathrin coat assembly. Bases 1022 to 2719 code for a protein of 565 amino acids. NCBI's taxonomy places the organism in Eukaryota, Metazoa, Chordata, Actinopteri, Gadiformes, Gadidae.